Messenger RNA from Pocillopora verrucosa, 9070 nucleotides. RefSeq lists its product as uncharacterized. Gene Ontology annotation, biological process: protein transport to vacuole involved in ubiquitin-dependent protein catabolic process via the multivesicular body sorting pathway; early endosome to late endosome transport; protein dephosphorylation. The record is from RefSeq and is a predicted model, not a curated record. NCBI's taxonomy places the organism in Eukaryota, Metazoa, Cnidaria, Anthozoa, Scleractinia, Pocilloporidae. Gene Ontology annotation, cellular component: endosome. Gene Ontology annotation, molecular function: protein binding; protein tyrosine phosphatase activity.
CAAGAUGGAGGGUUGUCCACGGUCUUUAAUGUUAAAUGUGGACUUAAAAGAGAGCUUUCCUACGGAAUUUACCCCACCAUUGAAAACGUAUAUUCGAGACCACUACAACGAAGAUGCGGACUCGUACAAGAAUGAAUGCUCUCAGUUGGAACAACUUCGAACGGCCUCUCUUCGGCCAUCACAUGAUCACUCAGGGUGCAGUACACUACGGCGGUAUUAUGCUCAGCUGCAAUUUUUACAAUCCAGAUUUCCACUGGGUGAAGGAGGAGCAGUUAAUGUGCAGUUUACAUGGACUGAUCUCUAUUCAGAGGAACCAAUCUCAUUGUCUGAUAUAAGAUUUGAACAAGCUGCCAUUCUUCAUAACUUAGCUGCUCUACACUCUCAGCUAGGAUGCCAAGAGGACAGAACAGCAGAGGAGGGCAUGAAAGUAGCAUGCACUCAUUUCCAAGCUGCUGCUGGAAUUUUUCAGUUCCUCAAGGUUGGCUCUUUCUGUAGAACUGAACAUUUUAUUGAUCACUUUGCCAGUGAUGCAUUUUUUGAUAUGGCUGGCAAUCUGCUUCAGCUGUACAUCAAUGUAAUGCUGGGACAAGCACAGGAGUGUCUAUUAGAGAAGUCAAUUUUAGAUUCCCGCAAGGACUCACUGAUAGCAAGAAUAAGUAUGCAGGUACAUGAUUAUUACAAUCAAGCCCUACAGUUUUUGGAAUCUCAAGGUCCAUCCUAUGUUGGAUCCCGGAAAGCUAAGCUUUGGACCAAGAGUCUCAAGAUAAAGUGCUGUCAUUACCUUGCUGUGUCAUAUAUAUACAUGUCAAAUAAUGCAGAUGAAAAUCAAAAAUUUGGCGAGAAGGUUGCUUAUUUGAAAGCAGCAUCACAAAAGAUAACAGAAGCACAAAAGGCAUCCAAGGGUCAACCUGAACGAACUCAGGAGGUUUUACAGUUUGUUGUAGAUGUUGUAAGCAACAAGUACCAGGGUGCAGUUAAAGACAAUGAUUUUAUUUACCAUGAAGCUGUACCUGAGCUGGAUGCCUUGCCAGAAAUAAAAGCUGCACCUCUUGUGAAGCCCAUUCCAUUUCAACCAUGCGACUCCAGUGUGUCUGGUCCAGACAUCUUCCAAAGACUCAUUCCAAUUGAGGCACACACAGACUCCUCAUUGUACAGUGAGGAGAAAGCGAAAUUACUCAGACGAUAUGUGAGUUCCAUUGACCAGAAAAAUCAGUUGCUAAGUAAAGCUUUGGCUGACCUUCAUAUUGAUGAUCUUCUGGAACCUGAAGGAUAUGACACACUGCCAGCUGCUGUGAAACAGAAAAGUGACUCUUUGAAGAAAGAUGGAAAUUUAAAAGAAGUGGAAAAUAACAUAGAAGAACUGACAAAGAUUGGUUCCAAAGUAGAAGAUUUGUUAACUUCGCUUGUGAAAAUGCUAGAGGAGGACAUGCAAAAAGAAAAGGAAUUACUGGAGCUUGUUGGUCCAAUGACCCCCCCGCCAGAGAGGAAGGAUUUUGAGAAAGAACUUGAACAAUGCCAACAAUCACACAAGAAGGCAAUGCAGACAAACUCUGAGCUGAUGAAAGUUUUUAAUGAGCACAAGCAUAACUUAGUCUUGCUGUCUGGGCCCUCAGAAGGACUAAUAGCAGCUUUACCAUCUCUCAACAUCAUAGACACUCCAAUUGAUGAUGGAGCAGUUCAACGUCUCAGAGAUCUUAUUUCUAAGGUGGACCACAUGAAGUCUCAAAGAAAGCAGCUUGAGGCAGAGUUAAGAAAAGAGUUGGCUGAUGACGACAUCACGCAACUUCUCGUCACAAGGGAAGAUGGAAACAAGAUGGUUUACUUUGAAGAGCAACUGAAGAAGCAUGAUGGCAAGUGUGCACUGAUACAAGCCAAUUUGGAUGCUCAGCCAAAAAUUUUAAAGGCACUCACUGAAGCUAACGCAAAGUAUGCACCAACAAGACAAGCUGUUAAAGAAACAGCACAAAGGCGUGAUGAUGCGGUGCAGUCAUUUAUUUUGUCACACGAUACAUUUUUUGAACUGAAAGAGAAGCUCAGCCGUGGUUUGCGAUUCUACCAGGGACUGGAGAAGAAUGUCUUAAAACUAGAAGAGAAUCUCAAAGAAUUUUAUGAAAAUCGAAAAAAGGAAAUGGCAAAGAUUGAAGAGAAGGAGAAAAAGGCCAAAGAAAGAGCCAAGCCACCACCUGUUCGCCCUUCAGCAGUCAAACCAGACCACCUUGUUCAUCCUCCAGCAUCAUCAGUACCUGUUCCUUCAGCCAGUCAUUACCCGGGAGGACCAAUGAUACCAAACCCUGGAAUGAGACCUGGAGUUCCCAACCUUACACCUGAGGGAAUCCUUUUACAUCCAAGGAUUCCUGGCGGGGCGUUUCCGCCAACUUCAUUUCCUCGUGGUCCUCCUCCACACCCACCUGAUGGGAGGUUUAACCCAUCUGGCUCACCAAGACUUACAGGCAGGGCUCCUUUCUCGAUAGGUGACCCCAGGGUGCAAACUCCCGCUGUCCUUCCACAACCUGUACCAGAACAUAGGGUUCCUCAAACACUUCCUUCGCAAGUUUCUAUACCUCCAGUUAAUACGGCUGUACAGCCACACUCUACAGUUCCCUUUUCACAGGGAGGCCCUAGGGGGCCAACACCAGCUGAGCACUUGAUUCAUUCCACACCAAGAAUGUCAUAUCCUGUACCUGUGGGACCCUCUAUUCGGCCAGGGAGUCAGCCUGGAUUUCCGCCCGGCCAUCCUGGAGAAACCUACCAAGUACCUCAGCCACCAGGACACCAACCUCAUGGUCACCAACUUCCUGGUCAGAAACCCCUAAGUCAACAAGCCCCUAAUCAAUAUCCUUCUGUUGCCCAACACACUUCUGGUCCACAAUCCCCUGGUCAAAGCUCUGGCGGUCAGAAACCAACAGGUCACCAGCCUCUUUCACCCUUUGCAGUUGGGCAGGUACAUGUUCCUGGUGGUCCUCAAGGAUUGCCAUCGUAUGAUCAAGCGAAACUCAUUCAAGGGUUUCCACAGUUGGACAGGACACCUCAGCCACCAAUGCAACCUAAUCAAAACUUGCCACAAGGGCAACACCCUGGAAUAGCACAGCAGCAAAGAGAUAGGUUUCCACUACAAACAUUUACUUCCCAGCAGCAGUUUCAGGCUCCCAGAGGACCCCAACCAACAUCACAGCACCAGCAUUCCAGUCAGGCAGUGGCGCCUCAGAGGUAUCAGCCACCAGUUCAAUCCAGUUCAAUUUCACAACCUGUUUUACCUGGUGCAAGUCCGCAGCCUCCACGAAGCUGGAUAAGUCAGCCAUUUCAGUUUCCCAGAUUAUCCCAACAACCUCUCCGUCCUCCACCGCCUUUGCAUCCUCAGCAGGCUCCGCUUUCUUUGCAGCCUCAACGACCACAGCAUCAGCAACAACCAAGACAGCCUCAACAGCCCCCAGGCUCUCAGCAGCCGCAGGUGCUUCAGCAACCUUUGCAGCCUCAACAACAACUGACACCUCUACAACAGUUCCAACCACUACAAUCGCUGUAUCAAAGACAGCAGCAACCACAACAACCACAUACCCAACAGCAGCUACCCGCGUCAAGUCAACCCCAACUUAAGGAUCCCCUUCAACCACAGAAAAUGGCACAGGUUCAACCACCUUUGCAACCUCAGCAACAAUCUCAACCGUUGCUGCCCCCUCAAAAUCUUUCACAGUUUCAGAAGCAAUCACAGCAGCAGCAACAACAAUCCCAGCCACCUCAUCAAGUUCAACACUCUAAUCAACAGUUUCAACAACCACCGCAGUUUCAACAACAGUUUCCACAUCCACAGCCAAGAGAAUUAGCUCAACAUCCACAGCAGUUCCAGCCAACUCGUCAGCUAGAUUCCCCGCAGUUGUCGAAGCAGCAACAAUUUCAUUCACCAAUUCAGCCUCCUCAGGGUUACCAGCAACCCUUACCACCUCAGAAACAAUCCCAAUACUCGCAACCUUUACCGCUACAACAGCAAUCUCAACAACCAGUGCAGGGUCAACAGUUUCCCCAGAAGACACCUCAGCCACAGAACGUUGCGAAGCCAGAAGUUAUUCCUCAAGUUCCAUCACAAAUUGGCCAGAUAUCGGGGGUAUCUCGGCAGCAGCCAAUCUCUAAUACACCUUCACAGCCAUCCAUGCCAGGUUUAUCUCAGAAAUAUACAGGAUACAGUCCUGCUCAACAGGCCGGGCAGCCAGGUGGUGGCAAGUCCUCUCAACGUGAUAAUCCCUACCAGAUAGACAAAAAGGGUGCACAGGUUGGUCAACCCUCACAUCAACAACCUAGAGAUGGCUUUCCAUCCCAACACACUGUUAUGCAGCCUCCUGGAGCUAGUUUGCUGCCACAUAAUCCCUCUGCAUCUUCGUCAAACUGGGCUUAUCCUCAAACUUCACAGCCUUUGCCAUCAACUGGGGCGCCAUUUAAUAGGCAGCCAUUGUCACGUCAAGACUCAAAAGAGCAGCAACAAGGAUUUGGAGGAAUGCGAGGACAGGGUGUGCAGCAACUACAGUCAAACUAUCCGUCACAAGGAUGGCCACCCUCUCCUGUUCCCCAGCCAGCACCACAGGAGCACCUUCGUAAGGAACAAGCAGUUUAUCCGCCAGGUGUGGUUAGACAGACUUCGUCCGAUUAUGGGAAACAAUAUCCUCAACAGAACAUCGGAGGAUCCUCGUCAUCUUCUUCCUACCCACCUUAUAGUGGAAGUCCUGGUAAGCCUGUUCUACCUGGAUCGGAAGGUAGCCAACCAUACAGUUUCAGUCAGGGAUCGGCUCCUUCAUCUCCUCUGGUUCAAGGGGUGAGGCCGAGCCCAACAAGUACGCCGUCAUCUGCAUAUGCUAACAGCUACUCUGUUUCUGUAGCUCAAGCGCAGUUAAGUCAACAGCAGCAGAUGCAACAGCUCCAGACACAGAUGCUACUUCAGCAGCAACAGCUUAUCUUACAACAACAAGAGUUGCUGCGGCAUCAGCAGCAACAGCAGCAGCAUGACUCAGAUCAAGGUCAUAUUGCACAGCUGUUUCAACAGAUACUUCAGCAGCAAUCAAAGUUGACUGAGAUGGAGAAAAAGCUGAAGGACAGAGAGGAUCAUGAAAUCCAUGAUGAUGACCACGAUAAAGAACAUGUACAGGAAGACCUUGAGGGUGUAUCGCCUUGCAAACAGAGCAAAGAGGUGACAGAAAAAGACCUCCAUUCUCCAUCGCCUCAAAACUCUACCGGUUUUAGUUCGUCGUGGAGCAGUGGCCUCUCACAUCAGGUUAAUAGCAAACUUGAUAUGGAUCAAAUAUUUAAUGAUUUGGCCAAGAAGCAGAUAAGUGAAAUUUCUGAGAAAGGUAAACACGAGGAGGGGGAGGUGGUGGGUUCGAAGCCGACUGGUAAUAUAGACUCUGAUAUACAAGAACCCUUAAUGAAAAAGUCAAGUAAUGAUCGUGACUCCGUUAGAAAUGGGGAAGAAGUGAGUUCCGUUAACUCUCCUACAGUUACUGAACAGGACACAGCAACAGAAAGCGCAGGUCAUGGAAUACUAAAUAACACCAAGGGGGCGUCUCCCGAUAGAUCCGAACAGAAAUCGGAAGAUGAGGCUUCGACUGAUUCGACGUCUUUAAAGGAGAAGAAAUCAGAGGGAAACUGUCAGGAAACAGAAACCUCUUCUGAGAGAGACAAAGAGAAAGAAAGACUACGAGAAGUCGAAGAACAGAUUCAGAAGAUUAAAGAUCUUCAAAAAAAUUCUUUGUCAUCUCUUCCUCCAAAGCAGCAAUACUUAUACGAACCAGGCAAACUGCCUGAAACGUGUCAACUGCCUGUCAAGCAGCGUGAUUCAAAGCCAGCUGUUGACCCAAGCAAGCCAUCUUUGCACCGGCAGUGUGGCCAUUAUUACCAGACACAACAAUCCGGCGCCAGCAUUGGGCAGGACGAGAACAACGAGUGUCUGAGCGACGAAGAGUAUCUUCAAAAGCUAUGCCGCACAGUGGAAACGUUUGAAGCUCUUGUGGUCAACAUGGAACAGAGACGGGAAAAUGCGCCUUACAAUGGAUUCAUUCACGAGUGGAAGGUGCUGGAGAAGAUGCAGGAAACCGACGCUGCUAUGUUUUCAACUCAAGCAGCCACAUUGAAUUCAUCCAAGAACAGAUACAGAGACAUCUUACCAUGGGACCACUCAAGGGUGACACUGGAUACUAAAGAAGGAGGAGACUACAUCAAUGCUAGUGCUAUUAAGAGAGUGACGCCACUGUCUCCAGAUUAUAUUCUGACCCAGGGCCCCAUUGCCGCAACCUUGGGAGACUUCUGGCUGAUGGUCUGGGAACAGAAAUCCACAGUUAUUGUCAUGCUUACAAAAGAGGUGGAAGGAAACCGGCUGAAGUGCCAUCAGUACUGGCCAAUAGAUGAGGGUCACACAGUGGUGUAUGGAGCAAUGAGGGUCCACAUGAGGAGCCUAAAUCACUGCCAGGCCUGGAUCGAGCGAAUUAUGCACGUUCAACAUGCUGAGAGCGAUGAACUGCUGGUCGUGACGCAUUUGCAGUUUGUUGGUUGGCCUGAUCACGGAGUUCCUCAUUCACCAUCCGAUUUGUUGACCUUUUUGUCGGAGGUCCGUAAUCAAUACGAGGAGAAUGACCCUAACGCUGAGAGGCCGCUUUUGGUACACUGCAGCGCUGGUGUGGGCCGAGCAGGAACGUUCUGUGUUAUUUACACUGCAAUCUGUGAACUGAUUGGUACUGGACUCAUUGUGAAUAUUCCUAAACUUGUCAGAAACUUCAGGAAACAUCGCAAGCUCACUGUUCAGAAAAAGGAGCAGUAUCAAUUCUGUUACCGAGCCAUUCUGUUUUACGCAAACCAGUUUAUCCAGCUAGAGAAAACUGCGAUUGAAUUCAAGAAAAAAAAGAUCGCCUCGACCUCCGACAUUGGUGACGUCAAUGUUGCGCCGUCGAUGACGUUACUUGAUGCCGAUGGUCAUCGGAAACCUGAUGGAGUCAGUUUUUUGGGAGAAAUCUCUGACGAGGACAGCUCUGAUGACGAUAGCAAGGACACAAAAAGUUAUCCAGGGCUUGAGCCGAGAGAGGUUGAAGACAGGAUACGCGAAAGUCAAAGUUUUAGAGCACAAGAUGGAAGUCAAGAUGCGGCCUUACCAGAUGUGAAUGAUAAUUGCGAGGCACAGAGCGCUGCUAAAGAUACUGCGAACACUUGUGAAGAUUCUGUGGGUGAUGGAGAUCGCCUUGAAUUGAGUGAAAGAACUGAGGAAAAAUAUCAACCACAAGAAGUUUCUAAAUCGAAAAGUGCGUCCAUCGACGUUGAUGAUAACAAGGCGUCAAGUUUGGAAGCUGUAUCUGGUAAUACAGAUGUUUCAACAAGGAUCGACAACGAAGAGGAACAAAAUGCUGUUCAAGAUUCAUCUCAGUCAAAUUAUAAUGUCGUCAACGCUGUGAAUGAAAUUCAGGAUAUUAGUGAAUCGCCAGUGGCUGAUGAAGAUCCUUCAGCAACAAUAACAGCAUCUCCAAACGAAGACAAUAGGAAGACGAAGACUUGUGCAGAGGACGAUGUCGAGGAGUCUGUGAAGAGUGGAUUGGGGGAGGUGAAAGAGGAAACUGCUUCAAAUGACAGAAAGGGUAAAGAGGUAGAGGUCCAGGAAAGCAAAACAAGAUAUUCUGUGGAGGAAGAAAUAUUGGAUGGUACGGAAAGAGAUGGAAAAGAAACUGAUGUUAAAGGAGAGAUUCAAAGUGGAGAAAAUGCGCAAGAACUUCAAAAUGUUGAUCUUCCGGCCAGGGUUAACACGAAACAGGCGGGCUGUAGUGAUUUAUCAAUGAAAGAAAUUGAUUCACAGGUUGUGCUGAACGACGAAACCCUUAAACAGCAAGAAAAACAGCAAAAUAAUAUUGACUCUACGCCACAAGAUAGAGUGGGAGAACUACAAAGCAUGGAAGAACAAUUUGUGGCCGAGUCUUGGCAACGAGAUGAAGGCAGCGGAGAAACUAAUCCAGGUAAAACAUAUCAACAAAAGAACGAUGUGGUUACAGAUAAACUACUCAAUGAAGAGAAAGCUGAAAGUCAACCCGCUCAAGAUACAGAAGAGAGCGCAACGACUUGUCAAAAGGAUGCAAAUGUAGAGUCAAUGUCUAAAACAGACAAUGAAGAUGACAGUCCUCAACAUAUAACCGAGUAGUAUGAAAAUGAGAAAAAGAACGAAAACUAAGUUGAAAUGAAAUAGAAUUUCGUCUUCUCGAAGGAAGUGUCCUCUGAGAGGACAGAAAGCAAUCAUAUACUAUGCCUUUGAAUUUUUUUUAUUGACAUUUUUUUUAAGUUAAACUGAAAUUUGUUGUUGAUUGAGAAGUACAUCAAGAUUAUUGGCAUUUUAGGUUCAAAUUUAUCGUAAUUGGUUUGGUUAAGUUUUGAAAUUAUAUCAAGUAUAUUAUUGUAAUCAAACAGGCUUAACAGGAAUUCUCACUAGUUGAAUAUUUAAUACUUCCUUGCAAAGAAGAUGGCAGUCUGUUUAACCGGCAUUUCCCUGAUGAGGUCAUGUUCAAUGUGCCUGCAGUAAGUGUCAACAGGACAAUCCUAUUUUUAGAUCUAGGGAAAAACCGUGGUCACGUCAGGGUGUGAGAGUAAUGUAUUUAUAUAUCGGAUGAGUGCUUUGGAUUUUUUUUUCUUCGGUAAUUUUAUGAGCAUGCAGAGCUAGUUUCACAAUUACCGGCAGUGUCUGGUCGUUUCUCCUAAAUCAAUCUGGGACUGGGGGAAUUUCAAUUUAAAAUAAAAUACAUGGCUGCAGCCAUUUUCAAGUUUUAAAAUAACAAUAGCACGAGCACCAUUUUGAAAUGAACAAAGGAACAAUAAAUUACGUAGCCAAACAAUGGAAUGAUAGAGGAGAUCUCAGUCAAGGAAACCCUUAUAAUUGUGAGUGUUAUUGGGACAGUAUGAACGCAGUCCAGUAUGAAUGCGGUCCAUUGUCUGCCCUGUUUCUGUCGUAAGACACCUGAAUAUUGUACAUCCGGGUUUUUAUGAGCAAUUUUGCCUCAUUAAAAGUUGUUCGUGGUUUUCAAACGUUUGAAAAAACAGCAAAUGGAACAAUUAAAAGAUCAUA